Cloeon dipterum is the source of this 1777-nucleotide messenger RNA. Its product is annotated as TBC1 domain family member 13. The transcript has 8 exons. The record is from RefSeq and is a predicted model, not a curated record. The coding region runs from base 49 to 1257 and encodes 402 amino acids. Lineage: Eukaryota; Metazoa; Arthropoda; Insecta; Ephemeroptera; Baetidae. Gene Ontology annotation, biological process: intracellular protein transport; activation of GTPase activity. Gene Ontology annotation, molecular function: GTPase activator activity.
CUUAACUUUCUUAUAACAAAUCAUAACGAUAUUAGUCAUUUCUGAAAGAUGAGAGUCAAAACUGUGAAUGAAUUUAGAUUAAAGGAAGUGGACGAAGAACUUGGCAAAGAGGAGAUCAACCUGACAUCUCUGAAGAGCGUCUGUUUCCAUGGCAUCCCUGACGAACAAGGGCGACGUUCUUUGUGCUGGCGACUCAUGCUGAAUUAUCUGCCGUGCAGCAAGGCUAGCUGGAGCAAAAUUCUUACCAAAAAACGAAAGCUAUAUGAACAGUUUAUUGAUGAAAUGAUUGGGAUGCCUGGACCAGAAAACAUUAAUGAUAACUCAAGAGUUGACGUUACUUUUGACGACCACCCCUUGAGCCUCAAUCCCGAGUCAGAGUGGCAGACCUACUUUAAGGAUAACGAUGUCUUGUUGCAAAUCGACAAAGAUGUUAGGCGACUCUGCCCCGAUAUUUCAUUUUUCCAACAACCCACUGACUAUCCCUGCCAAGAUGUUGUUAAUAGCGGAGGAACAAAAAGGCUUCACCGAAGAGUGCAACACUCCUUCCUAAACUCAGCCAAUGUUGAGCGAAAGGGCCUGGGAAUUACAAAGAUUGCUUUGGCUGUCAAGAAAGCGACAGAGGACUACGCACCAAUGGAAGAAGGGUCUGAGGCUCACUGGGAAGUUGUGGAGAGGAUCUUAUUUUUAUAUGCCAAGUUGAAUCCAGGCCAGGGUUACGUGCAGGGGAUGAAUGAAAUCAUCGGUCCAAUUUACUACAGUUUUGCAACGGAUCCAAAUCCCGAAUGGAGAGAGUUCGCAGAAGCUGACUGCUUCUUUUGCUUCACAAACUUAAUGAGCGAGAUUCGAGAUUUCUUCAUUAAGACUCUGGACGAUGCCGAGAGCGGAAUCAAAAGGUUGAUGGCCCGUCUCAGCACGGAACUCAAGUUGCACGACCCUCCAGUUUUCCAGCGACUGCAACAGCAAGAUCUGCACAUCCAGUACUACAGCUUCCGCUGGCUCACCCUUCUUUUAUCCCAAGAGUUUCCUCUCCCUGAUGUGCUACGGAUUUGGGACUCUUUGUUUGCUGAUGAGAAGCGUUUCAGCUUUCUUAUCUCUAUCUGUUGUGCUAUGAUAAUCGUUUUACGGGACCAGCUCCUCGCCAGCGACUUUCCAACAAAUGUCAAGAUGCUGCAAAAUUUCCCUCCUAUGGAUAUUCAAGUGGUGCUUUCAAAGGCUGCUGAGCUCGCGGGCCAACAAACUGAAAAACUGAUUAGAUGACCUCAGAACCAAUGCCACCAGGUCGUUCCCUCCAAAUUGAAUCCUCACUGUGCCCCACUCUAAAAUGCAAUUUUGUAUUUUAUUUAUAGCCCUCUUGGAUCUAACACUUAUUAAAUUUCAUUAAAAUAAAUAUCAAUUUGCAAAAUUUUGCCAAUGUGCCUGACAUUAAUGGUCGGAAUGUCAGUAUGAAUCUUAAUUUUCGACACAUAAAUCAAUUAUUUCAUGGACCGCCUUUUAGCUAUCAUAUUUACUUAUAUGUUUAAUGCUGUUGCACAGUGUCUAAACUGCUCGGUAUGUUUUGAGAUGUGAGAUAUCUUGACGACAGGCACGAAUCUCUUAUAUCUUUAUAUUUCUUGUGACAGAUAUAUACUUAUUCCAUGGUAUCUAGUUGAAUUGUGUAAUUAAUAAUCCAUUUUUAUUACAAAUUUUCUAUUUGGUACGUUUAGUUCUAGGUAACUGUGAAUAAACUUAAGAGACAAUUUUAUUGAUAAAAAAUAAAAUCGUAGUUUAUACUCUGCAA